This is a messenger RNA of Paramecium octaurelia, 1402 nucleotides long. NCBI's taxonomy places the organism in Eukaryota, Ciliophora, Oligohymenophorea, Peniculida, Parameciidae. The record is from the annotation of a GenBank genome assembly.
UAUAAUGCUCACUGAUACAUAAUAGAAACCUCAAAAUUGUUGCUUUGUUUGUAAAAUAUAAGAUGUAGAAUUAUUGAGAUGCUCACAGUGCAAAUCAUUUUAUUACUGCUCAAUAGAAUGCUAAAAAUAAGAUUGGAAACAACAUAAAUCUAUUUGUUCUGAAAUACAACUACAAUUAUAACGAGAAUAACAGAAAGCCCAAAGAAAAGCAUAAGGAAAGAAAGAUAUUGAAGAUUUUGCUGAAUUUUCGGUUGUUGGACAGGGAAACUUUUCUGAGAUCUUUCGGGUUAGGGAUAUUGAAACCAAUUAAAUUUUUGCUUUAAAGUAGAUUAAUAAAAGAAGGUUAACCUAAGUAAAUAAGGAGAAAGAUGUAUUUAUGGAAAAGCAUUGUUUAGGCAAACUUGCUGACUGCCCUUAUGUUAUUAAAUUAUAUUCAACUUUUCAAGAUGCUGAAAACCUAUACAUGUAAAUGGAGUAUGUCGAGGGUGGAGAAUUGUGGUAAAUAGUUAAGAAUUUUGGAGCGUAAGCUUUUCCCCUUUGUCUUUAUUAUAUAACUGAAUUGAUCAAAGGUAAUUAAGUGUAUGAAGAUAGCCAUAAAUUCCAUUCAUAAACUUGGGAUUGUACAUAGAGACAUAAAAAGCGAAAACGUUCUGUUAACUUAAGAUAAUUAAAUAAAAUUGAUUGAUUUUGGUACUGCAAGAGAUAUGAAUGAUCCCACAAUCGAAGGGAGUGGAAAUGGAAGAAAAGGUAAGAUGAUGGAUAGAUAGAAUAAUAGAAAAAUAAAUCAUGAAACAUUUUGUGGGAACUCCAUAAUUUAUGGCUCCUGAAUGCAUUAGAAAUAAAGAUUCCAAUGAAAAAUCAGAUAUAUAUUCUUUAGGAGUCUUAUUCUAUUAUAUAGCUUUUGGUAAGUACCCCUUUGAUGGAAAGAGUGAUUACCUUAUUUUUAAAUAAGCAACUGAAGGAGAACUCAAAUUUCCAGAUGGAUGGAUUGAUAAUGAAUAGUUUAGAAGCCUAAUCAGAAAGAUGAUGCAAAAAGAUCCAUUAGACAGACCAAGUUUACCAGAAAUAAUGCAGGAUCAGUUGUGGGGUGAGAAUUUUGAUUGGAAUGCUCCAUAAGGUAUGAUUGAUAUUUCUACUAAUACUCCUAGAUUAUUAGACCAUUUUUAAGGGUUUGAAUGAAAUUGAUAAAUUUACCUAUGAUUUAGGAUAAGAAUUAAAUAUUGCUUUAAAGUUGGAAGAUUGUGUUAGUCUAAAGUAAGAAGCUGAUAGAGUAUUUGAAAAAUAUGGAAAAUUAAUCAAAGAUGAAAAUUACUAAAGGAGAGUUGAUUAUAUGAAGUAAAUUGUUGAACAAGAUUUGAAGGAUAUGAAAGAGGAUACACAAAAACCUUUAUAUUUUAUUUGA